This is a messenger RNA of Corythoichthys intestinalis (scribbled pipefish), 3451 nucleotides long. RefSeq names its product DnaJ (Hsp40) homolog, subfamily C, member 14 (gene dnajc14). The coding region runs from base 457 to 2391 and encodes 644 amino acids. NCBI's taxonomy places the organism in Eukaryota, Metazoa, Chordata, Actinopteri, Syngnathiformes, Syngnathidae. The record is from RefSeq and is a predicted model, not a curated record. Gene Ontology annotation, molecular function: dopamine receptor binding. The transcript is spliced from 7 exons.
UCUAGUCGUUUAUCGUGUCAAAAAAAAAUCAACCAAAUUCAAGAUUUGAAUUCAAAACAUACUGGAAUUUUUUUCCCGUCUCCUGGUCAAUAGAGGGCAGUAGCACAUACACGUGUGGGUGGACUCGGGAAAAGGCCAACAAAAAAGAAGCACGGAGAAGCAAGAAGGAAGUUAAAAUUGAACUGAAGAAGAAGAAGAGGACCAUAAAAACAACACGGGCACCUGGCAGUCUGUUCAGAAACAAGAUAUUUCCCUGCUGCGCGGUGGCAAAUGGCCUGAAUUAGCUGCUGCUGCUGCUGCUGCUGCUGCUGCUGCUGCUGCUAUGGUGGACCUGAGAAGCCCCCGGUCUCACAACCGAGUGAGAGUCAGGGGUGAACGUAUCGACCGAUUAUGGCUUUAAGAGUUGGACGUCCACAAGAAUUUAUUUUCACCGUUCUAAAAUAAAGAGAUCGGAAGAUGGAGAAAGAGGCGGACGCCGUCACGGAUUCCGACGAGGAGCUCUCCGACGGCGAUUCCGCUCCGGCCGUUAAGCCGAGCCGUCGGCGGACGAGAGAAGACGACGUCGAGCACGUCCCCGACCCCGCAACGGGUGACGCGGAGUUUCUCGGCUCAACGGAGGGCAGAGAGGAGACGGAGGAGCUCUCUGACGGAUUGGAAGGGGAAAGCGCCGACGGUCACCCGAGCUCCCGGGUCACGGAUCGAGAGGAGGACGAAUCCGCGACGGAGCGGCGCGUCAACGGGGAUUCGGGUUGGAAAAGCUUCGGAACGGGCCGGAAGUGCAAACCGAGGAGCGGCGGAUCGUUUUCGGAGCAGAGCAAUCAAAGCCCUUUUUCGUCCCCCUCCUUUCAAAAAGGCGCUUUGGCGUCGGGCGGCAGGCACAAGCAGGCCCGCAGACGCAACCAUCACCACCAUCAGCUGAACCGUGGCCGCAAGCGCUCGGGCAAGCAACUGGUCUUCGCUUUUAAAGAAAUGCUGUCGGAGUCCGUGAGCGUCUGGUGCGUCUCCUGCGUCCACAUGAUGAUUGAAAUUAUCGUCGCCUUAACUCACAAUUGCGGCGUCGGCGUGGAAAGCGCGGGCUCCAAACUUUACCGCUCGGGACGGCGGCUGGUCGGAAAGAUCACAGACGUACCGGGAAUGAAGGCGGACGCCCUUCGGAUUCUCGAAUGGACCAAAUGCGCGGGCGCGGACGCCGCCGACAAAGCGGUCCGGUCGCUCGGGUGGACUAAACGAGCCGCCUUAUCCGCCCUGAGACUUCUUUUUGCCUCGCUCCUGUUCGCGUCCCGGCGGUUGCAAAGUGUCUCCGUCCGGCUCGGCGGAGAGAGGGGGAAACGCUAUUGGACGGCUUUCCGGGAUUGGCCUUUUUGGAGGAGGCUGCCGUUUUUUGCGGAAAGGCUCCGAAAGUGCUUCGGCGGGGACGGCCGCCUCGCGCGCGCCGACUCGCCGGGACGAGCGGCCAGAGGUCCGCCGGGGCGGGAGCUGGAAAGAUUGCUGGCCCUGGCCGAGGUCCCGGAAGAUGAGCUGGACCCGUUCGCCGUCCUCGGCGUGGAGGUUGACGCCACCGAGGCCGAGCUGAAGAAGGCGUACAGACAGCUGGCUGUCCAGGUCCAUCCAGACAAGAAUAAACACCCACGAGCUGGUGAGGCGUUCAAAGUACUGCGGGCGGCCUGGGAUAUUGUUAGUAAUCCAGAAACGCGCAGAGAGUAUGAAUUGAAGCGGAUGGCGGCGACGGAGCUCUCCAAGUCGAUGAACGAGUUCCUGGUGAAAUUGCAGGAUGACCUGAAGGAAGCCAUGAACACCAUGAUGUGUACCAAAUGUGAAGGCAAGCACAAGCGCUUCGAAAUGGAUCGAGAACCGGCAGAGGCCCGCUUUUGCGCCGAAUGCGGUCGUCGCCACGGCGCCGAGGAGGGGGACCUGUGGGCCGAGUCCAGCAUGCUGGGUUUGCGCAUCACCUACUUUGCCUGCAUGGACGGCAAAGUCUACGAUAUCACAGAGUGGGCGGGUUGUCAGAGGAUAGGCAUCUCUCCGGACACUCACCGUGUGCCCUAUCACAUCUCCUUUGGGUCCAAGAACAACAGCAAUGCGGCCAGAAACAGGUCACACUCGGAGCACGGUCCCGGUCCGGCCAACCCGGCAGAUUUGCAGGACUUCUUCAACCGCAUCUUCAAGGGAGCCGCCCCCGGCGACGUGCCGGCCAACGGGGGUUUCUUCCCCUCGGGUCCGCCUCAUCACCCCCCGCCGGGCGCCGGAGCUCCCCCGUUCUCGCCUCCCUCGGGCCAGACGGGUCACUUUACGCCGGGGUCCCAGCGGCCCGAGCCCGGCGAGCCGUGGGCCGAGGGCGGAAAACCCCCGCCUCGGAGGAAGAAGAAGGUCCGCAAGCCCUUCCAGAGGUGAAAUUUGCCGUGACGGGAUCGCUACUGAGACGACCCGCUCGCCGCGGGCCGAUCGGGGUCUCGCCCGACGUCCCGACCGGAGGUAAUUGAUGCCGCUCGGGAAGGCGCGAGACCUGAAGAUGAGGGACGGGCUCCGCUAAUAUGUCGGAAGGUUAAAAAGGUGGCGCGCGACCUCUGGUUUCACCUUAUUUUGGCUUUAGAUUCACGUCACGUCGCCUCUCCUAUACAUUUUUUCACUUGCUCUUUGCCACUCAGUCACUCGCUAAAUCUUGUAAAGUCGUCGCGGCACCAGUUAUCAACAGGACCGUGUUAGCAUCGCCGCACGAGAGUUCAUUGCAGUUACUUUCAAUGCUAGCAAUUAUACUGUAUUUCAAGAACAAAAAACUGAAGUUCUCUCAGUUUUACUUCCCCAUUUGAAUGUCUCAAAGAGAGCUCCGCCCCAAAUUCAUUUUUAGCUUAAGUCAAGGAGCCGGGACAGAUUUAUUUUCCUAUACGGCCCUCUGUUGCUCAUCAGUGCAUUGACGCAUCAUUCUGGUCAACAACAACAAAAACUAGAUAAAAGCUACGGGAGUUUUUGCAAUGUGUGCCUCAACAAACGUCUCGGAAUUCCAGUGGUGAUUAAAAUGUCCCUUCCGGGGACAUUAUAAAACCAACCUGAGGGGAUUUUCACUUUGCGAGCAUUUCUACUGCUUGUAUUCAUAAUCACGUUUCAAAAAACAAACUUCAGGAAAUCUACAGUGUUUACAUCCACUCUGUGUCGAUUGUCACAGUACGUGGGAUAUGGCAUUUGAUAACGGUAAUCAUUUUUUCCUACGGAGCGAAAGUGACAACUUUUGUGUUAGCUGGCUGUUAAUCCAAAAUGAAGUUUUCCGUUUUUCUGGAGCGGAGCGCUUACCUGUCGGGGCUUUUAUGGGUGCAAGUAAGUGUGUCGAAGUCAAUUUUAUGCAUUUGUGGUGUCCGAUCAAAUGUGCCAUGCCAGAACCACGGGUGUAAAGCUUGAAAGGGCAGCGGCACUAGAACUGAUUGAUUUUUUUGCUGAUAAAGUAGCACGAUUGAAUUUU